UUUGUCUUAUUCCCAAUUUAUUUUUCUUCCAUCGUACAGAAAAUGAAACGGCCGAUCUUCUCUCUUCUCCAAUUCCAUUCAUCCAUCGGACACAGAGAAGAGAACAACAACACAGCUCCAUCAUCCAAGUCAACAACAACAACACAGUUGCUCCUGCUCUGAUCUUCAUCAGUCUGAAGCUCCCUUCCAGUCGCAGCCGUCUUUAGCUCGCAUUUCACUCCCAUCGUCAGACGUCGAACUCGCAAUCGAUAACUCUGACAGAACCAGUGAACUCAGAGCUCAUCUCGCCGGGAAAAGCAAACGGAAUUGAUCCUCGGCCGUCAGAAACAGUGACAAAUUCCGUUCAGUCAACAGAGAAACGGAAAUGGAUUCAUCACAAAGUCCAGCUGCAGGUGGAAAUGGGACGCUGAUAUCUCACGGCAAUGAUGCAGCAGCUUCUGCAUCAGGAGCUGAUGAUUCUAUGCAAAACCUUAGCCAGAUCAGCAACUCCAUUGAGAAAACCCUGGGCCUCAUCCAUCAGCUCUCCCUUACUGUCUCAACCUUCAAUUCUGCUUUGCAAAUGCCACUCCUCCAACGCAUCAAUGGUCUUGUUGCGGAGCUUGACAACAUGGUCAAAUUGGCAGAAAAGUGUAACAUUCAGGUUCCUAUGGAGGUUGUCAACUUAAUUGAUGAUGGGAAGAAUCCAGAUGAAUUCACCAAAGAUGUUAUAAACAACUGUAUUGCAAAGAAUCAAAUCACUAAAGGAAAAACUGAUGCUUUGAAGGAUUUGCGCAAGCAUCUUUUGGAGGAAUUGGAGCAGAACUUCCCUGAUGAGGUUGAAACUUUUAGAGAGAAUCGUGCUGCUGCUGCUGCUGAGUUGAAACGUUUGGCGCAAGCACCAAGUGUACUACCAAAUGGAGAUGCAAGGGCGAAAGUAGAGCAUUGAGUGAUAUAUUUCUAAUGCCUUUGCUUUUCUGUUAAUGACAGUAUGGAACUCUUGAUACUUUGGUUUUGACAUUUGUAUGUAUAGUGCAUUUCAACACUGUAUCCUUGUUCUUGUAACUCUCCUAGUUUUGCUUACAUUUUAUCAAUGGAAUGUCAUUAUUACAACUAUAUUUUAAUGUGUAUGGGUGUAUUUUAACGA
Molecule: messenger RNA, 1123 nt
Organism: Medicago truncatula (barrel medic)
Lineage: Eukaryota; Viridiplantae; Streptophyta; Magnoliopsida; Fabales; Fabaceae
Product: mediator of RNA polymerase II transcription subunit 10b
Exons: 8
Coding region: 365-925 (186 amino acids)
Biological process (GO): positive regulation of transcription by RNA polymerase II
Cellular component (GO): mediator complex
Molecular function (GO): transcription coregulator activity
Source: RefSeq, a predicted model, not a curated record